Homarus americanus (American lobster) is the source of this 1039-nucleotide messenger RNA. RefSeq names its product fibrinogen C domain-containing protein 1-A-like. Bases 300 to 860 code for a protein of 186 amino acids. The record is from RefSeq and is a predicted model, not a curated record. The transcript has 4 exons. Lineage: Eukaryota; Metazoa; Arthropoda; Malacostraca; Decapoda; Nephropidae.
CUAGGCGUGAAGCGCAGUAGUGGUGGAGGUAACAUGGAGGGUGGCAGCCAGUCUUGUAGCGCUGGUGAGUCUAACAGUACUCUCCUCCACUACCAUAUCUCACGAACUAAAGUGUUAUACCGAGUGAUAACCUUCUUGAAGACGCCACUACCAUAGUACAAAAAUCUUGAAAACAGAAGCUACUACUCGGUGUUUCAAGGAACAACUCAGGAAGGCAAAACACGGGAUUCAUACAAAACAACUUGAAUAUUAAGAUUUAUAUUUUUUUUGUAUUUGUGGAUAAUUGAAACACGAUUGAGAUGCGAUUUGAGGCGGUGUUGUUGUUGAUGGUGAUGGUGAUGGUGUCUGCAGGUGACGCGCAGCACAACAGUGAAGCUGACGCGAGCAUUGGGAGGGGCUUUGCAGGAGGUGAGAGUGGAGGCGGCAUUGACCCGGCCAUGAUCUCCCAGUUGCGUCGCACAGUUCGUCAGAUCGUCUCAGAGAACACCCCGCUGAGACCUACCAACUCCUCCGGGGAAAGAACCAGAGACGUGUACGACUUCACCAGAUCCUUCCACGUAGGCACCAGUUGUCAUGACAUCCAGGCUACUCAAGGCGCCACCAAGACCGGCAUCUACCUCAUCCACCCGCCUAACCUUGUUCAGGGGCCCUGGAAGGUCUUCUGUGACCUGGAGAGUGAAGGUGGUGGCUGGACCGUCUUUCAGGUGAGAGACGACGUGGAGCCUCACGAGAACUUCAUGCGUGGCUGGGAGGACUACAAGGUCGGCUUUGGGGACUUCGACAGAGAGUUUUGGCUAGGUAAGUGUACACCCUCGCGUCUCGUUCAGUUGCCUUUGUUAGCUCAGUUUUCCCACCAUUGAGAUGUUGAGUUCUGACACAAGUGACGCAGCUGUUAACUGAUCCAGGUCACUUAACCGUGUGACUUGGAAGCGGUGGUGCGAGGCUGUGAACAAUGACACCCACAAUGAAGAUGGCUUUAAUGGGUUCUGUUUGAGAUAUCCCGUGACGUUGCAUGAGUAAUUAUGUAGAAAACAAUGAA